Entelurus aequoreus (snake pipefish) is the source of this 773-nucleotide messenger RNA. RefSeq names its product transmembrane p24 trafficking protein 9 (gene tmed9). Lineage: Eukaryota; Metazoa; Chordata; Actinopteri; Syngnathiformes; Syngnathidae. Gene Ontology annotation, cellular component: Golgi apparatus; COPII-coated ER to Golgi transport vesicle; endoplasmic reticulum. The transcript is spliced from 5 exons. The record is from RefSeq and is a predicted model, not a curated record. Bases 36 to 707 code for a protein of 223 amino acids. Gene Ontology annotation, biological process: intracellular protein transport; COPI coating of Golgi vesicle; endoplasmic reticulum to Golgi vesicle-mediated transport.
GCGCAGGCGCACUAGCGCUCUCUCCUGGCAGUAAGAUGGCGGCUGUCAGAAUGUAUUCUGCUCUGUUGUCGUUUUUACUUUUCAACGUCUUCUACGGCCUCGUCUCCGCCCUGUACUUCCACAUCGGGGAGACGGAAAAGAAAUGUUUCAUAGAAGAAAUCCCAGAUGAGACGAUGAUCAUCGGAAACUAUCGGACUCAGCUUUAUGACAAACAGAAAGAGGAAUAUCUCCCGGCUACGCAGGGUCUGGGCAUGUUUGUGGAGGUCAAAGACCCUGACGAGAAGGUGAUUCUGUCUCGACAGUACGGCUCCGAGGGAAGGUUCACCUUCACGUCUCACACCCCCGGAGAACAUCAGAUCUGCCUUCACUCCAACUCCUCCAAGUUCUCCCUCUUUGCUGGAGGCAUGCUGAGGGUUCACCUGGACAUCCAGGUAGGCGAGCACGCCAACAACUACGCAGAGAUCGCCGCCAAAGACAAACUGACGGAGCUGCAGCUGAGAGUGAGACAGCUGGUGGAGCAAGUGGACCAGAUCCAGAAGGAGCAGAACUACCAGAGAUACCGCGAGGAGCGCUUCCGUCAGACCAGUGAGAGCACCAACCAGCGCGUCCUCUGGUGGUCCAUCGUCCAGACCCUCAUCCUGGUGGCCAUCGGCAUCUGGCAGAUGAAACACCUCAAGAGCUUCUUCGAGGCCAAGAAGCUGGUCUAAAUCCUUCACUGCGUGUAGAUGUAUGUAUGUAUGUAUGCAUGAUGCAUGUGUGUACAUAGGUAUGUA